Telopea speciosissima is the source of this 2204-nucleotide messenger RNA. RefSeq names its product two-component response regulator ORR26-like. Gene Ontology annotation, biological process: phosphorelay signal transduction system; cytokinin-activated signaling pathway. The transcript has 5 exons. NCBI's taxonomy places the organism in Eukaryota, Viridiplantae, Streptophyta, Magnoliopsida, Proteales, Proteaceae. The record is from RefSeq and is a predicted model, not a curated record. Gene Ontology annotation, molecular function: DNA binding; DNA-binding transcription factor activity. Bases 215 to 2008 code for a protein of 597 amino acids.
ACUUAAAUCUCUUCAAAACUAGCCCAACACGCUAAACACUCUUUUCUUCUCCAUCCCACUUGUGAAAUCGCAUCACACUUCGUGCGAAAGCAGAAUUCUCCCAUUUCACUCUUAUUCUUCUUCGCUGCUGGCUGUGUAUGUGUAUCUCUUAGUUUGUCUCUGUAUGGAAAGGCCGAGCUUUGGGGUCUAUUGAUUGAACUAUUGAUUGUUUCCGAUGGAGAAUGGUUUUGCUUCUCCUAGAGUCGAUGCUUUUCCUGCUGGUCUUCGAGUUCUUGUCGUCGAUGAUGAUCCUACUUGGCUCAAAAUCCUUGAAAAGAUGCUAAAAAAGUGUUCUUAUGAUGUGACUACAUGUGGUUUAGCAAGAGAUGCUCUUAACAUGCUUCGUGAAAGAAAGGAUGGAUUCGACAUUGUAAUUAGCGAUGUUAACAUGCCUGACAUGGAUGGUUUCAAGCUGCUUGAGCAUGUUGGACUUGAGAUGGAUCUACCUGUCAUCAUGAUGUCUGUUGAUGGAGAAACAAGCAGGGUUAUGAAAGGUGUUCAACAUGGGGCAUGUGACUAUCUUCUUAAGCCUGUACGGAUGAAAGAGCUUAGAAAUAUUUGGCAACAUGUCUUCAGAAAGAAAAUACAUGAGGUGAGAGAGAUCGAAAACCUUGAAGGGCAUGAGGAUGCUUGCAUUAUGAGAAAUGGAUUAGAAGGAUCUGAUGAUGGGCCAUUACCAAGUGGAGGUGAUACAGUUUCAGGAAAGAAAAGGAAAGAUAUGGAAAAUAAAGAGCAUGAGGACCAAGAACUAAAUGAUCCUUCAGCUGUAAAGAAGGCUAGAGUAGUUUGGUCUGUAGAUCUUCAUCAGAAAUUCGUCAAUGCUGUCAAUCAAAUUGGUUUUGAUAAAGUCGGUCCUAAGAAAAUACUUGAUUUGAUGAAUGUUCCUUGGUUAACCAGAGAAAAUGUUGCUAGCCACUUACAGAAAUAUCGCCUCUACUUGAGUAGAUUGCAAAAGCAAAAUGAACCAAAAGCUUCUUAUGCCGGGGCAAAGCAGUCAGAUUUGACUUCCAGAGAUAAUUGUGGAAGCUCUGGCCUUCAGAGCUCAGUUACAAUGCACCAAAACAGUGUAGCUAAUGGCAACUAUGGUUACUGCAGAAAUAAAAUUCUUGUACAAGAUGUCGUUCCAGAGACCCAUGAUGGUGAUUUGAAGGGUCUAAUUUCCUUCUUGCCAGUAGCUGAACCCAAACAAACUUUGCAUAGUGAUGCUUAUGUUCCUCAAAAUGCAAAUAAUGGUUCUCGACUGGGCCUUACUCGUUCUUGUGGGUCGCUGGGGCCAGAUGUCAAGUAUGCAUCAUUUGAUUCCCCUAUCCAAUCUCAGCCCUCUUGGAGUGGAGAAAUUCCAGGGUUGCAAUUCACGCAACAACCCAAACAAGAGCAGGAUCCAUAUCUUAUGUUAGAUGAUUAUGUUCAUCUACCAUUGCCUGGUACACAGCACAAUCAGCUACAGCCUACUUCAUGUGUUAACCACAGGACUGCUAUUAUGGAAAGAGAUAAAGCCAAUCCAGCUCAAAUCAAGCCUUUGCAUACUAGAUACAGAAGCAACCAUGUGAAAAAGGUAUCUUCAACAGGACACAUGGUAGACCCGGUUUCUUUUCAAUCUGAAGCUGAUAUUGUAAAUCCUCAAGUUUUGGCGAACAUGCUCACCGCUACCAGUGGUUCAUCACAAAUGAAAAAUCAGAGUUUUGAUCCAAGUAGCACAAGUAAUUCAAAACGUCUCCAACAAAACACAACUCUGGGAAGCGGAUCAGUUCCUGUUUCUUUGCACAAGGACUUGGAAGUCUGUUCAUUUCAAGGUUAUGUUUCUCCUCAGAAUAUUCACUUCAACAACAUAGAUUUGUUCAACUACGAUGAUCCAGCUUUCAGUACGAACCUCCCAACCCAUUUCUUUGACGGACUGAAGUCUGGCUGUGAUUAUCUCUACGAGUCAAUGGAAUAUCCUGUAAUGGACCAGAGUCUAUUUAUUGCAUGAUCCCUUUCCAUUGAAGGAUCUUAUUACAGGUAAUCAAUCCUGUGAGUGGAGUGGAGUAGGGACUAGGAUGUGUUGUCUUCCCCCAAAUUUGGACACUGAAGUAGUAUUUUGUGUUUUUGCGAUGAUAAACAUUUUAGGUCAGAUAUGCUGCUUUAACUGCGAAGUUAAAUGAUGAUAGCAUCAUCUACUUGAUCAA